AUAAAUUAAGCAGAAUAUUUGGCAAAAAUGAUGCUCUUAAAUCAGCUUUAAAUGAAAAUCAAUGCUAUAUUGAAAUGAUUGCUUUUAUUAGGGCGUUAAGUGUAUUAACUGUCGCGAGUGACGGUGAUGAUGAAUGUGGAUGG
Molecule: messenger RNA, 143 nt
Organism: Dentiscutata heterogama
Lineage: Eukaryota; Fungi; Glomeromycota; Glomeromycetes; Diversisporales; Gigasporaceae
Source: the annotation of a GenBank genome assembly